GAGCUUAAGCCGAAAUCCAAGUAAGCGCUCUACUCGUAAGUCCAACAUUUUUUCCCAUAUCCGAGAUGGCGCCAGUUCAAGAUGGGUCCGGUUUCACGGAUGCAAUUCCGGAUUAGAGCGAAUUCUUGACCAGUGGUGUUUGUUUGAUGUCGUCAGUAGAAUGUGUGGUGGUUAUUACGUGUGUGCUCUGAAAUUGGAAGCUUCCCCCUAAAUGCAGGAUUGCCUUUCACACGUGUGAAGAUCGACCGAAGACGAUCCAGGAUUAUCGAAUCCAUAAGACUCCGUCGUCUCAUUACGCUUUCAAAAUUGGGGAAGAUAAGAGGUGCUUCUUUUGCCAACAAAGUUCUAAAAUUUGGUGGACGAACGAACAGGCUGAUUGAAAUAAAACUAACGAUCUUGAUGUGGUAUGUAAUCAUUUAAUCGGUCAAUUGAAUUCAUCGGUAGAUACUUCGUCGGAAUCUUCAUCUUGGUGCGAGAUUUCCCCUCUGAACUCUAUCAAAUGUAUCAACAUGCCGUAAGUGAGUCUUUAUCGUUGAUUUGCCGAUUGUAUGAGAGCCUGGGAAUCUGGAUAACGAGCAUUGCUUUCGCCGCAAUCUCAAGAUUCUUCUCCACACUCUCCUCAGUUUUGUUUGAGCCCUUGAAGAACACCCUCACUCUCUUCAUUUACUUUGACGGCGGUGAAAGUUCGAUAAUUUACAUGGAACAUAACAAGGCCGGGUCCAAGCGACCUUUGUCGUUUUCAAUGGACCACAUUUUGGCCAAAAACGAUCCCCAAAGUGAUCGUGAUCGCGUGAGCAAUUUGUCCCACUCUGAUAAUGGGAAUUCAGGUGCCGAUCCCCCAAAGAUCCAGAAACUUGCCGAAGGUCCUAGCUCUUCCGAUGAUGUUCUUAGCCAAACAAUUCCAUCCCUUGGAACCGAAUCGUGGCGGCGCUCUCCCAAUCACCGUCCCACCUCUCCGCUGUCCAUUUCGACCCAGAUACCCAUUGAUUCAUCCUCCACAUCGAGUUCCAAUUCGAAUUCCCCCACUUCCACGUCCCAAAGCCUUGCUAACAACAGUCAGAGAGCAUCACCGGAAUCAUCCAUUCAGGACUCAAUCACACCUUCGCCGCCUCAAGCCGUCAAAUACUCGCCGGGUUUCUUAGUCAAGAAUGGGAUCAAAGUGGAAUUGGAGGGACAAGACUUGUGGAAAAAGUUUCACCGUCUCAGCACCGAAAUGAUCAUUACCAAAGCCGGAAGACGAAUGUUUCCCACCCUCAAAAUCAGAGUGAGCGGUUUGGCCGCCACUCAAUCGUACAUGAUUUUCCUAGAUCUGGUUCCUUUCGAUGACAAACGAUAUCGAUAUGUUUAUCAUAGCUCCCAAUGGAUGGUGGCGGGUGCUGGAGAUCCCCAACCCUGUCCAAGCACGUUUGUUCACGGAGAUUCGCCCGCUUCGGGCAAUAUGUGGGAGAGUCAGGGUGUGAUUUCCUUUGACAAGCUCAAAUUGACCAAUAAUCGCAGCUCCAUUGUUCAAGGUCAAAUCUGUCUACAUUCCAUGCAUAAAUACAUCCCUCGCAUUCACGUUCAACCUUUGUCAGCAGAUCAGAUUAAGUCGGGUUCAACCAUGGAAGCCUUGCUGGAUAUCGACCAAUCUGUGUCUUUCACUUUCCCCGAGACGGUUUUCACAACUGUGACAGCCUAUCAAAACCAACAGAUUACCAAGUUAAAAAUUGCCUCUAAUCCCUUCGCCAAGGGCUUCCGUGAAGCUACUCGCACAAGGGAUCCCGGAUUUUCGGAUUUCAACUCCUUCUACAAUCACCAAAUGAAUAUGGAGAUUCUUCGCCUGAACAACCCUCAUUUAGCGCACGAUCAAUACUCUCCGUUCCUGUACUCAUCCCCACAUGCUCAUCAUCUGGCUCCAAUUCCUGGCUCGCCUCUCUUUUCGCCUCUGUGGAACAUGCUCCCUCCUUUUAUGCCCAUGUUGAGAAGGAGCGACAGCCUCACACCCUCGGAAGCCUCCAUAUCACCCAUUCACUGCCACCGAAUGGACGACCAAUGAUGGAAUUGGACUCCUCAGGUAUUGGUCGUGGCCACUCAACCAUCGAAACU
Messenger RNA from Tigriopus californicus, 2085 nucleotides. Its product is annotated as T-box transcription factor TBX18-like. Gene Ontology annotation, biological process: positive regulation of DNA-templated transcription; cell fate specification; regulation of transcription by RNA polymerase II. Gene Ontology annotation, cellular component: nucleus. Gene Ontology annotation, molecular function: DNA-binding transcription factor activity, RNA polymerase II-specific; RNA polymerase II cis-regulatory region sequence-specific DNA binding. Lineage: Eukaryota; Metazoa; Arthropoda; Copepoda; Harpacticoida; Harpacticidae. The record is from RefSeq and is a predicted model, not a curated record. Bases 500 to 2035 code for a protein of 511 amino acids. The transcript has 7 exons.